Molecule: messenger RNA, 2019 nt
Organism: Gloeophyllum trabeum ATCC 11539
Lineage: Eukaryota; Fungi; Basidiomycota; Agaricomycetes; Gloeophyllales; Gloeophyllaceae
Exons: 12
Coding region: 1-2019 (672 amino acids)
Biological process (GO): nucleotide catabolic process
Molecular function (GO): hydrolase activity
Source: RefSeq, a predicted model, not a curated record
AUGAUAAAGUUAUCAGUCCUGCACUUUAACGACGUUUAUCGUGUUCGACCGCAGAAGGUCUCAUCUUCAAGCGAGGAAGCCAUCGAUGUAACGCAGUUCUGUCAGCUAGUGGACGACAUACGAGACCAAUGGCCUAGAAGGGCAGAUGGGGGCCGGGACGGACUCGUUCUCUUCUCCGGGGAUGUGUUCUCCCCGUCGGUGGAGAGUUCAGUUACUAGAGGAAGCCACAUGGUACCAGUCAUAAACGAGAUUCGGCCAGACAUUGCGCUAACAGGAAAUCAUGAUUUUGACUUUGGUUAUCCCCACCUGUGUAAAUUGGUCGAGAAAACAAGUUUCCCUUGGCUUUUAAGCAAUAUAGUCGACACCGAGAGAUCGAGAGUGCCAGACCACCUGAACGAAUUCGUUGUGGUAGAGCGAUCAGGCGUACGCAUUGGGAUAAUCGGAUUAAUUGAGAAGGAAUGGAUCGGCACUAUCUCAUCGUGGCCGCAGAACUUUCAAUACAAAGACAUGACGGAAGUAGGCAUGUCUCUUUCCUGCCGCCUCCGAGAUCCUGAAGGAGAAUACAAAUGUGAUUUCAUCAUUGCUUUGACACAUGCAAGGUACGAUAUAGCGCUGGCUCACGACCUGCUAGCAUUAUCGCCAUCGGGCCAAAUGGAUAAAACCAUAAGUGACAAGCAAGGGGUCGACCUCAUCUUAGGAGGGCAUGAUCAUCUGUACUAUAUCUCUCGCGGAGUAGACUCAUGGGAGGGCUAUGAUCUUGAGCAGCACGUACUGGGGGCGGACGAAGAUCGCGGUGAUAUAUUGGUCGUGAAAAGCGGGACUGACUUCAGAGAUUUGAGCGAGUUCGAACUUGAGUUGGUAGACACGCCUUCAGGCAGCGUCCGUCGCAAGGUGAUCAGCAGCAUUAAAGGACGAAGGCACGGGCCACAGCCGGGCUCCAAGCCUUCCGCACGAUUGACAGAGAUCCUCUCGUCCGUCCUGUCCAAAGUUUCAGACAGUCUGAAGAGUCCGGUUUGCAGGGCAACUGCACCUAUUGACACUCGGUCUCAGUUCAUUCGGAUAUCAGAGUCAGCUUCGGGCAACUGGUUUGCAGACAUUGUGCGGCAUGCCUACGAUGACGCGUUAUGCCUCAAGGGUUACGGAGGCGCAGAUGGUGCAUUUAUUUGCGCCGGAAUGCUGCGUGGUGAUAGUAUUUAUGGCCCAGGUAUAAUAACCCUGGGGGAUAUCUUGGAAAUUCUGCCGUUUGAGGAUCCGCUAGUCGUGCUUGAGCUGGACGGUGAAGCCAUCUGGGCAGCACUAGAAGCAUCGUUGGAGACUUGGCCUGCCCAAGAAGGACGGUUUCCCGUCAUCUCUGGUUUUCGCGUUUCCUGGGAUUCUCGUCGCCCUCCUGGGCAACGCGUAUUAGGCGUAUGGCUACUACAAGAGGAACCGCUAUCCGAGGAUCAAUUUGUAAAACUUUCCAAAGGAGGAGACGUACAUCGUCCAGUGGAAGAGAUCACUAUAGAACGGAGGAAAGGCGGUCGUCAAUACAAGAUACUAACACGAGAGUACAUGGCGCAGGGUCAUGACGGCUUUCUUCCUCUCAAAGGACAUAAGUACCUCAUAGAUGACGAGAACGGACAAAUGAUGAGCACCGUUGUCCGCAAAUACUUACUGGGUUCUCAAUUCGUCAAUAAGAUGAUACGCCAGGGUAAGGAAUCCGACGCGUAUCACCUACACUCGGAUACUGGACGGAUUGUCCGCAGAGAGAAGGCGCGAAAGGAGGAAUCCAGCGGCAGGUCCAGAGCAGCGCACAACUGGCAGCACCUAGCGGACCUCGUCACGCACCGGUCUCGAUCUAGAGAACAUUACAAGAACCAGAUCGGCAUCUCCUCGAGGGAGCAUAUGAGUGAAGUCGACUGUUUCAAUAAUGAAACACUCAGAAGCUUGGAUGGAUCGGAAGACGAUGGCGCGCAAGGGGACCUUCUGGUUGUACAUCCUGAGGUUGACGGGCGACUUAAGGACGUUGGAAGAGGAUAA